GUGUCUGCAAAAUGCAGAUGCAUUGAAUCUAGAGGCUCUGAACCUAGGGAGUAUAAACUUGCCUCCCAUCCCCAUGUCAGAGGACUGCCUGUACCUCAGCAUCUAUGUGCCUGCACAUGCCCGUGAGGGCUCAAACCUGCCUGUGAUGGUCUGGAUCCAUGGUGGUGGCUUGGUGAUGGGCUCAGCUUCCAUGUUUGAUGGUUCUCUUCUGGCAGCCAUUGAAAAUGUACUGGUGGUCAGUAUUCAGUACCGCCUGGGAGUUCUGGGCUUUUUCAGCACUGGAGACCAGCAUGCCACUGGCAACUGGGGCUACCUGGACCAAGUGGCCGCCCUACGCUGGGUCCAGCAGAAUAUCGCCCACUUUGGAGGCAACCCUGAUCGAGUCACCGUUUUUGGCGAGUCUGCAGGUGGCACUAGUGUGUCCUCACUUGUGGUGUCUCCACUGUCCCAAGGACUCUUCCAUGGUGCCAUCAUGGAGAGUGGGGUGGCCCUGCUGCCUGGCCUCAUCACCAGCUCAUCUAAAGAUGUCUCCACAAUUGUGGCCAACCUGUCUGCCUGUGGGCAAGUAGAGUCAGAGGCCCUGGUGAGCUGCCUGCGGGGCAAGAGUGAACAGGAAAUGCUGGCUAUUACCAAGCCCUUCAAGAUGAUUCCUGCUAUGGUGGAUGGGGCCUUCCUACCCAGGCACCUCCAGGAGCUUCUGGCCUCUGCUGAUUUUCAACCUGUUCCGAGCAUCAUUGGUGUCAACAAUGAUGAGUAUGGCUGGCUCCUUCCCAUGGUCUUGGGCCCACCUGAAAUCCAGAAAGACGUAGACAGAGAGACUGUGCGAGCUAUUCUUCACAGAACAUCAGCACAGAUGUUGCCUGCCGAAUGUGCUGACCUAUUGAUGGAGGAGUACAUGGGAGACAACGAGGACUCCCACACCCUGCGACUCCAGUUCCAGGAGAUGAUGGCAGACUUCAUGUUUGUGAUGCCUGCACUCCAAGUAGCACUUGAUCAGAUUGUGCUCACUGAGGAGGAGGAGCUACUUAGCAGGAAGAUGAUGAAGUACUGGGCCAACUUUGCUCGAAAUGGGAACCCCAACGGAGAGGACCUACCUCACUGGCCACUGUUCGACCAGGACCAGCAGUACCUGCAGCUGGACAUUCAGCCUGCUGUGGGCCAGGCCCUGAAGGCACACAGGCUGCAGUUCUGGACCAAGACCCUGCCUCAAAAGAUCCAGGAGCUAAAGGAGGCUGAGGACAAGAUUACAAAACACUAG
Messenger RNA from Urocitellus parryii (Arctic ground squirrel), 1258 nucleotides. The record is from RefSeq and is a predicted model, not a curated record. Lineage: Eukaryota; Metazoa; Chordata; Mammalia; Rodentia; Sciuridae.